Messenger RNA from Macrosiphum euphorbiae (potato aphid), 432 nucleotides. The record is from the annotation of a GenBank genome assembly. NCBI's taxonomy places the organism in Eukaryota, Metazoa, Arthropoda, Insecta, Hemiptera, Aphididae.
AUGAGUCAUCAUAACUCAACACUCCAGUACCAUUUAGAAAAAAUAAAUUCAAGCAACCAUAAUAGACUUACCUUCAUGUCUCAUGAAAGUCAAAAUAAGUUAUUGUUAAUUAUUGCAGAAAUUAUUAGAUCCGUAAUUGUAAAACAACUCAAAGCAGCUGGAUUAUUCUCUGUUAUCAUUGACACAACGACUGAUGUAGCAAGUCUGGAACAAUUUUCUUUUGUUGUUCUAUAUGUUCAUGAAGGAAGCAUCGAAGAACGUUUAUUAAGUUUGGUUACAGCGUCAGAUGCUACAGGAAAAGGGCUGUAUAAUACUUUUUGUACUCUAACAGAAAUGUAUCAGAUUGAUUGGAAAACCAAAUUAUGCGCUCAAUCGUACGAUGGUGCUGCAGCUAUGCAAGGAGAAUACUCAGGACUACGCACAUAUAUUUAG